UUCAGCGAACUUUUAUUAGGCUGGGGACAUUUUGGAAAGUCUGUGGUUCUUUCUAUGUAUGAAUUUAUGAAGCAAAAGCCCGCAGUAGAUGUAGUUUUCCGCUCUGCAGCUCUAUGGCUCACUCCUGGAGGAGAGAGAAACCCUUCACUCGAAAGCUCCUCCUCCUCCUCCUCCCUCUCUCUCUCCUUCUCCUCCUCAUCUUCCUUCUCCUCUCCUCCAACCCCAACACCAACACCCACACCAUCCAAUCACAGAACUCCCAAACCCUAACCCUAACCCCAAUUCCUCCUUUUGAUUGCCAAAAAUGCCCACCAUCUUCGCUGGUAUUUGCGAACACAGUUGAGGGACUGAAUUACCCUUUCCUCUACUCUCUAGCUGAUCUUGGAAUUCCUGAAAAACCCCAUAGAAAUAUACUGAGAAUGCUUAAGGGCAAGCCAUUUAGGAAACCUGAUAUAUCUGAGAAAAUUCAGGAGAUUUUGGAUGGGGUGGGGGGCCAAAUGGGAAUUGUUGUGGACGUGGGGGCAAAUGUGGGCAUGGCGACCUUUGCAGCUACGGCCAUGGGCUUUAGGGUUUUGGCUUUCGAACCAGUGACUGAGAAUUUGCAGAGAUUGUGUGAUGGGGUUUUGUUGAAUAGGGUUGGUUCUCAGGUCACCAUUUUUGCCGCUGCUGCUUCUGACCGGCUUGGGAAUAUCACAUUUCACAAGUUGGUUGGGAGGCUGGAUAAUAGUGCUGUUUCAGCAAGUGGCGCAAAGUUGGCCUUUAAAUCGAAUGAGGAAAUUGCUGUGGAGGUGGCAUCAAUCCCUCUGGAUUCAGUGAUCUCUGAUACACAACCAGUUCUAUUACUCAAAAUCGAUGUCCAAGGUUGGGAAUACCAUGUUUUGAGAGGGGCAUCAAAAUUGCUCUCUCGAAAGGCUGGAAAUGCCCCUUAUCUCAUUUAUGAAGAAGAUGAGAGGCUACUACAGGCAAGCAAUAGCAGCAAGAGUGAGAUUCGAGAGUUCUUGGCAAGUGUUGGUUAUCACCAUUGUGAGGAGCAUGGUACGGAUGCUCAUUGUAAGAAGGAUUAGAUGUGCCAAGUCAUGGGUCAUGACCACAGUUUUGGUAAUCUUUUGCUCUUUCUUUAUUUGCAAGAGCUUUCCUUUUGCACAUAAUAUUUUGUGAGAUUUUGACCGGUGCCCAAGAAGAGUCAUGAGAAAAGAAUUGGCACAUAAAAUGUUUUGUAUAAUUGCAAACGUUUCAACAAUUUUUUUGCAGGAAGGUCUUUGAAACGAAGUUUGGAUUUUCUCUCUCUCUUUUGUUGAGAUGAAUUUUUUUUCUGUAGCGUCAUUCUAGUUGAACCUUGAAGUUCUUUGUGGUCUUUUCUUCUCUCUUUUUGUGUUGAUCUGCUUGACUUUUUACAUGGUUUUCAUAUCUUUCUCUGUUUUUUAUAUGAUCUUCUUACUUCUUGUUUUUUAUUUGUUAUUUUUGAGCUUUUAGGCUUGAAAGGGAUGACGGAUAGGCUUUGACUUUCGAAUUCUUGACCUCCUUUCUUUUCUUGUUUUUUGAUUAACACUCUAUUUUAUUUGAUCUCCAAAGCAAUGACAAAUCGUUCAAUUAUUUUGAGGAAAUCUUUUCAUGUUGAAAUGAAAUAUAACUAUGAUGUCAUUUGUAAAUGUUACCUUGUUUAACUUUCCCUUGACAAACCACAAUGCAUGCAUUUGCAUAUCCAUGCACAUGGGGCUCAAGAUGCAGAACAAGCACCUGCAUACUCGCUAAUCAUGAUCGGGGUUGCUUUUAUCCACUGAAUUGUGCAAAUGUGCCGUAUUUCUCACCUGAUCAAUGCAGUGGUAUGUAAUCAAUGCUACUCAAUUUAUGGUUAGAUGUUCAACAUACAAACUCAUCAUUAGUUUAUCUGCUGUAUGGGAAGGCCUUGAAGUUGAUGGAUUUUUUUUUUUUUUUUUAACAGUUAAAUUUAAUGCAAUUUAUCUGUAAAAAAUAAGAUGAAAUUUGGUUAAAUUA
Molecule: messenger RNA, 1995 nt
Organism: Amborella trichopoda
Lineage: Eukaryota; Viridiplantae; Streptophyta; Magnoliopsida; Amborellales; Amborellaceae
Product: FkbM family methyltransferase
Source: RefSeq, a predicted model, not a curated record